GUGCAACUGGCCAGUUCUACACACGAGGAGCGAACGCGCGGUCGCGAUGCGAGAAAAAACGAUGAUUAAAAACGAAUACGAACCACAUGAAAAUACAAAUUAAAGCGCCAUUUUAAAUUUAAAUUUGGAAUAUUAUUUCUUCAUUCGAAUUUUAAAUAAAUUUGUUUUUAAAAUUAAAAAAUAAUCGCACGGCACUCGAAGCAUCUUGGCCAGACGAAGGAUGUGAACUUUUUUUUGUAAUAUUAUUUGUGCGCCUUCAAAGGAAUGUGGUUUUAGUGUCCAUGCAAAAAGAACGUGUGUUGUGUGAGUUGUUUUUAUUGUUUCGAUGAGUGUGGAGCGAGCCCUUUGCUAAUAGUCAGUGUUGUGUAAAAAUAAGUUAUUGGAAAAGACUGAAUCAUGUGGACCCUUCUGUUGGUAGUGGCGCUAGUGUCGACCGCGCGUUCAAAACAAAUUUAUUCCGCUACCGAUCUGAGGACAUCAGUGGGCACGGCCACAGACUUGACGACAGAGUGGCCGUACGCAAAGGCGCCACUCGACAGGCUCGCCGUGGCGUGCGAGCGGGACAACAUGCAUGUCACUAUCUCCCUCGCGUCCACGGAGCCCGAAGGCAACAGUAUCUAUGAUACAUUCAACGGGAUAGUAUACCCCGCCGGGCUGGGCAGCAAUUCGUCCUGCUUACGGGAGUAUAUCUCCGCACAAGGCGACCUGCAGUACACGCUGCCUCUGAAGGGCUGCAAUACUAUGGCCACUGAUGACGAGGACGGCACAGUGGAGUACUACAACAACAUAAUAGUGCAGCCCCACCUGCGGCUGGUGACAGGCCAGGGGCGCGGUUACCACGUGCGCUGCCGAUACCGCCGCCGCGACCUCACCAUGUUCCAUCUGCAUCGACCUCACGCUGACAGACUCACGCAGCCUAGAGAUGGGUACAAUAGCGAAGAGUUUGACGAAGACUCGGGUCUACUGCCGUCGGUCACUAUGAAGAUUUACAAAGGAGACCCUGAGGACAAUGAGGUGGCGUCUAACGUGCGCAUUGGCGACACGCUGACGCUGUUGGUGUCGCUGGAGAAGCAGCGUCGCUUCGGGCUGCUGGUGUCGGAGUGCGCGGUGCGCGACGGACUGGGCUGGGCCGAGCAGAAUCUCAUCACUGACGACGGUUGUCCGCUGGAUGGAGAGAUAAUGGGCCAGUUCCAGUAUUCGCGCGAGCGGCAGGAGGCGCGCGUGUCAUUCCCCGCGCACAAGUUCCCCUACACGGCCAGCGUCUACUACACGUGCGAGGUCAAACUUUGCGACCUCAACCACCCCACAGACUGCAAACCGUGUGCUCACAAGAAGGGCAAGCGUUUGCGUCGUCAGUCGGAAGAGGGCGCGCCCGCCACUGUCGAGGUGUUCUCCGGACUGUACGUCAACGAGGCGGACUCGCCGGAAAAUGAUGAAGUCACCAGCGAAAAGAAAGAAGACGAGAUCUGCAUAUCGCAACGCAACUUUGCGAUCGGCAUUUGCAUCGCUGGCGUCAUUCUUAUGAUCUGCGUGAUCGCCGCCAUUGCGUUCAUACUCGCGCGUCGGCGCAACCCCAAGACGUACUCUCGCACCGGCAGCUCCCUCUACAGCGGCCCUUAUACAAACACCGGCUACUCGCAUACAAGUUAAAUAAAACAUCGAAUUAGAUUAUCGUGUGAUAUUAUUAGUUCUAUCAAAACUAUACAAAGUUCUCUUUUGACAGCUUAACACAAUGUUAAUCGAUUUAGGAAUAUUGAAAAUCGAUUUUCGAAAUGGAUUGAUGACAGCUGUCAAAAUGGGGCUUUAAUAAUGUUUUGUAGGAAAUUGUAUUCUUAUUCCAAUUGAUAUUUAUUUUUUCCGUUUGAAUUUUUGAAUUUGGAACGAUGAAAUUCGGCAAAUUCCAUUAUUAGGAUGAUAGUCUACGAGAUUUAACUGCCGAAAAUACGAACAAAAAUAUAUUGCUAUCUCAACAUUUUUUCAUAGAGAAGAUGAGACAAUAGAUAUCACGUGUGAUUUGGAAUGUGGUUAGUGAGUUUUUUGUAUGUGCUACGGAAAAUAUAAUUCGAAUUACAUUAAGUUCAUAAAAUUGUUGUGUUCGAUAACAACGAUUCAGUCAUAUUAUAAGUACUUAGUGAUUUACCAAUAGUUUAUUUUAAGGCUUAAUACCAUGAUAUAAUAAACAUUUAAUAUUUAUAAUUUUUGUGAUAAAUGGUAGAUCGCAUAUAUCCGUCCUUGUACGAUUUUUUUUAAUUAACCUAAAAUAAUUAGAAAAGGUUGCCUUGCGUUACGUAAUAGAUACAAGAAUUAUUAGUGAUAAACAAAAAUAGCUGCCUUAUUUUUUUUUUACUAAAAUACAAGGCCCGCAAAGAAACUAAAAUAUUUACACUAUAGUAUUAGUGCAAUAUAACAGUGUAAGUAUUUUAGUUUUCUAUAAAAUAAUUUUAAGGUAAUACUGAUACAUGAUAUUUAUACUAGAUUUUUUUAGUCGGAAAUUAAUAAUUUUAAUAUUUUACAAAUGGGCCAUAGACAACUUCGCACGGUGGCGGGAACUGGUUUCUUUAAACGGUUUGCGGUCACUUCCACUUAUUCAUAGAGUAAUAAAAAAUAGAAUAGUCAAUCAUAACUCAUGUCAUUUGUAGAAAAUACCUAAAAAUUAAAAAAAAUUUUACUGUAUAAUUUCAUUGACGCGAUAUUUGUGACAUAUUUUAGUGUGUUUUCUUAAUGAGAAUAUGUAUUAAUAUGAGUGUGCAGUGAAAUUCUGCGGUUAUUCUGAACGUAAUUUACUCUGUGGAGCCUUAUUGCAGUAGAUAAAUUUCAUGGAUGCCAUAUUUUUAAGGUAUAUUUUUACUGUAGGAUAAACGGUGUACUGCCAUUCCGUCCAAUAUCGGUGCUAUAAUGUAUCUGGGCUUAUUGUUAAGGUAAAUUUACAUUGCUUUAUAUUCCUGUAACAACGAAUCUCGAUAUUUGUUUCAUAAUUACUCCAUUGUUGUAUUUUUUAGUUCAACUAACUACAUUUUUAAUAGUUUCUUAAUACAAUGGGGUUCUGGAACGAUAUCGAAUGUUUAAACUGUGUACGAAUUUUUUUUUAACAAAUAUACUGACUUCGAAAA
This is a messenger RNA of Papilio polytes (common Mormon), 3110 nucleotides long. RefSeq lists its product as uncharacterized. Bases 397 to 1650 code for a protein of 417 amino acids. The record is from RefSeq and is a predicted model, not a curated record. The transcript has 10 exons. Lineage: Eukaryota; Metazoa; Arthropoda; Insecta; Lepidoptera; Papilionidae.